GGCUACCCCAUCAUCGACGCCCUUCUCGUCUCUCAACUUGACCCACACUAUGUACUAGCAUGACGCUCUGCCUUAACGAGGUCAUCGUGUAGAGGAUGGCAGGCAGUUCCUAAACCAGGUUGGCGACUGAUGGGAACUCGGAUUAUAAUCGGCCCUUCGCCGUUGAGGCAGACAAGGCAAAUCCUUGCAUGUACUCCUCGAAUCACGUCGCAUGAAGCUCCAGCGUUCGGUCAGCGCUGGCGCCAUCAAGUCGCCUGGCUUGGUAGGACGCUGUCCGUUAUCACAGGUGUGUUAGACCAGCAAGUAGAUAUACCUACCCUACGACGCCCUAGCGAGGAAAAUACCCCAAGGGGGAGGGGAGAGAGGAAGAGGCUACUACUGCAAGAAAGUCGACAUAGGUCACAAUUGCAACCCCGCCGUCGUACUGGGAGACGGGAACGGGGCCCUUGUCUUUGUCUCAUCACCCCAACCGGGAAGCCUCUGGACGAGAAGGGUUAUGUGCUGCGCAGCUCACGGGGCCGAAUCAAGUCGGGAAUGUUCCUCGUUACUCGCAGGUACGAGCCAGAUGUCCCAAUGAGCACACGCCCGCAGCACGUAUCCACGCAUGCCUCUUCUUCCCUCUGGCGUGGCACGCGAGACCGUGUUAUUUUCCCGCCGGCCCCCAUCUCUCUCUCUCAGAGCGGGCGGUCCAACGGCGCUGGGGAAAAUCCCACGCGAACCCCAGAAGGCAAGACCCUUCUCCCCCCUCGAUCCCGCGCCGGCUCCCGGGCAGCGCCUCCAGGGCAGCGCCUCCACUGGGCUCGCGCUCGCACCAUGGGUAGCGUCGAGCACGCAGAGCCCAGGGUAAGCCGCGGGCGAUGACCAGGCAGCGUCUGAGUCGGCGGGAAUCUCGGCCGCCGACGACGACGAUGACGACGAUGACGAUGUAGAUCCUGGACCGUGCCUACGUACCCUCCACGGUCAGGCAGCCCCAGCUACCGUGGCUCGCCUCUGCGCCGCGCCGGGCAAAAAGCUCCUAGGCGCGCCCGCUUACCCGCUCGCCUCCCAGGCGGCGCCAGGUCAAGGGACUGCCCAGAGCUUCUAGGAACGACGUCCCGAGCCGGCCGCGACCGUGGGGCGGGAAAUUUGGGUC
Molecule: messenger RNA, 1132 nt
Organism: Durotheca rogersii
Lineage: Eukaryota; Fungi; Ascomycota; Sordariomycetes; Xylariales; Xylariaceae
Exons: 3
Coding region: 130-861 (243 amino acids)
Source: RefSeq, a predicted model, not a curated record